AUGAGAUUUUUCGCCCUCGCCAUUGCUGCCUCGUUUCUUGCAGCCGCAUCUGCCUCUGCUAUAUCGAAGCGCCAGAUCGGUGGUGUCCUCAUCUGCACCGGCGCCAAUGCCACCGGCGACUGCGUCUACCAAAAGUACGAGCUCUACAAGUGCCACGAGCUCCAGGCGCCGUUCUGGCAAAACUCGAGCACCUUUGCGCCCGACGACGACCUCUUUGGCUGCUAUCCGCGCCUGAGCGACUGCGGCACCAUCUGCACCUCGCCCACGGGGUGCACGAACGGCCAUAUCGACUUUGACUACGAACACAAGUUCAACUUGGCGGCGAGUCAGUGGAACACGCUCAUUCGCUCCUUUGAUUGCUUCACGAUGAAGCGGUAG
Molecule: messenger RNA, 378 nt
Organism: Beauveria bassiana ARSEF 2860
Lineage: Eukaryota; Fungi; Ascomycota; Sordariomycetes; Hypocreales; Cordycipitaceae
Exons: 2
Coding region: 1-378 (125 amino acids)
Source: RefSeq, a predicted model, not a curated record